Molecule: messenger RNA, 1110 nt
Organism: Diospyros lotus (date-plum)
Lineage: Eukaryota; Viridiplantae; Streptophyta; Magnoliopsida; Ericales; Ebenaceae
Exons: 1
Coding region: 217-945 (242 amino acids)
Biological process (GO): vesicle fusion with Golgi apparatus; endoplasmic reticulum to Golgi vesicle-mediated transport
Cellular component (GO): trans-Golgi network; membrane
Source: RefSeq, a predicted model, not a curated record
UACAUUCUCUGGCGGGCAACCCGUAUUGGGCUGGCAACGGGGGGCUCCAAGCACUACUUUACCCACAAAACGAGAACAGAUCUAUUCGAUUCUCUCAAAUUGCCUUCAAACGAAACGGACCCAAAUUCCAAUUCGUGGAUCUCGAUCUUGAAAUCUUAAUCCCUCUGUCUGUGCUCGAGAGAUCCCGUGGGAAUCGAAUUCCAUCGGAUCUCCGAUAUGGCGAAGGAAUUCAACGUUCCGCCGGUGGUUUUUCCCUCCGGCGGAAACCCGGACCAACAGCGGCGGCUUCCCACUGCGCCAUUCCAGCCGCCGCGCCCCAGCAUCCCAUUCAUGUCGUUCGACGUCGGCUCAGCCGCCGCGGCGUCCACUUCCUUCUCCGCUCCGCAGUUUGGCGGCAACCCCGCUGGACUCGGACCCGGCUUCGAGGACGAGCCGCCGCUCCUCGAAGAGCUCGGAAUCAACACGAGGCAGAUUUGGAGCAAAACGGUUUCGAUUUUGAACCCUUUCAGAGUAAACUCACAAUUGCAUGAAGACGGCGAUUUAUCCGGCCCGUUUCUUUUCUUGAUGUCAUUCGGAUUGUUCCAAUUGCUCGCCGGGAAGCUCCAUUUCGGGAUCGUUCUUGGAUGGGUAACCAUGGCGUCUUUGUUCCUUUACGUGGUUUUCAAUAUGUUGGCCGGUCGGAACGGGAAUUUGGAUAUGUACCGGUGUUUCAGCCUGAUCGGAUACUGUAUGUUACCGAUGGUGAUCUUGUCGGCGACGGCGCUGUUCCUUCCUCAAGGCGGAGUCGUGAUUUUCGCCAUGGCCGGGCUUUUCGUGAUAUGGUCGACGCGGAUUUGCGCGAGGCUUCUGGUUGAGCUUGCUUCGUAUGGCGAUGAGCACCGUGGGUUGAUUGCGUAUGCUUGUUUCUUGAUUUACACGCUUUUCUCCUUGCUAGUGAUUUUCUGAGCUGAACAGUACUGCUAUAGAUGAAUUAGCUUGCAAUUGUAUUCUCAUGAUUUGUAGGGCUUGCAAUUUCAUCUUCUUUAAUUUUCAGGGUUCCAUAUUAAACAGAUCUAUUGUUCAACAUUGAAUGAUUCUUUCUUUGCUAAAUGAACAAGAUGUUUAUAUGUA